AUGUGCAAGGAUGCCGCAAAGCCUCCAGUCGCCAGGCCAUCUCCCAAGCGGGAGAUACAAUUCUCAGUAACUGCUUCAGACGGUCGCCGAGGCCGCGACGCGCCUGCGCAGUGGGCGAAGGCGGCCUUUUGCAGUUCCUGCCAAUUCUCGGUGCGAGCUGGCCUGGAACUAGUUCUGCGUUCUGUGGAAGCACUGAACGUGCCUCAGCUGCCGGAGCUGCUUAAGCUAUAUGACCAGAGGCUCUUUCCAAAUGCAAGGUACUAUCGCUGUCUCAAAUAUGGCAGAGUGAUAGAGAAUUAUUGA
This is a messenger RNA of Rangifer tarandus platyrhynchus (Svalbard reindeer), 303 nucleotides long. NCBI's taxonomy places the organism in Eukaryota, Metazoa, Chordata, Mammalia, Artiodactyla, Cervidae. The record is from the annotation of a GenBank genome assembly.